Bolinopsis microptera is the source of this 1141-nucleotide messenger RNA. Its product is annotated as NADP-dependent oxidoreductase domain-containing protein 1-like. Lineage: Eukaryota; Metazoa; Ctenophora; Tentaculata; Lobata; Bolinopsidae. Gene Ontology annotation, molecular function: pyrroline-5-carboxylate reductase activity. The coding region runs from base 15 to 1034 and encodes 339 amino acids. The transcript has a single exon. The record is from RefSeq and is a predicted model, not a curated record. Gene Ontology annotation, biological process: L-proline biosynthetic process.
UCAUCUCAGGUUAGAUGGGAGUAGCAGUAACUGAAGACGACAUAACACAUGGGCUUGUUUCCCUUCAAUUUCAGACCAAUCUCAAUGAAUCUGAGCUCUCCCUUCUUCAUUUGAGGAAACGCUCAUUUGAGUUGCUUCUGCAUGCUGCUUCUCAGAGCACUUAUAUUGUUGGCAUGCUCAAUACUAUAACUCACCACAUUGUCACGGGUGACAUGCUGAGAAAAGGGAGCUUGUCCAAGCAUAGAGUGAACAUUGGAUUUGUUGGAGGUGGUAGAUUGAGCAGACACAUAAUAUCAACACUUGUCCAUCAUGGUGUUUGUGUACCACAUGACAUUUCAGUGUCCACUUUUCAACCUGAAAAACUGGACGACCUGGCAAAGACGGGUGUCCAUGUUUGUUGUAAUAAUCGUUUGGUUGUUGAGCAGUCAGACUUAGUUUUUGUUUGUGUUCCAUCCAACCAGCUUGUUGUUCUAAAAAGGGAUGUCGACUUAGCUCCACGACAUUUUUUGAUCAGCUACGUUUCAACUCUCUCCAAACACCAAGUCGCAGAGGAAUUACAGCACUUAAAUUUGCUAAAGACUGAUUACAUGUACAACAAGGAUGCUGCUUACAUGCACAAUGAACCGUACCAGUCUGUGGGGAUGACACUGGAAGAUGAGCUUGUUGUUGAAAAGUUGUUUCCAGGAAUGGAAUGUGGGUUUGUCCACACCUCACCAGAUUGGGUCAGAGACAUGAUUCUAGUGUUUUACAGGUACAUUCUGCGUAUUGCUCCAGAUGGUGCACUUAAUCGUUUGAAUGCUGUUCUGUUUGGAAACAAUCAUGGCUUUUAUCUUCAAGAGAAAGAUUUUAGAGUGACGGGAGGAUCAAAUAGGAUUGCGAGUGAACCGGACCAAUUAAAUGAUAUUGUUGGGGUUGGAGGAAAGGUUUCCAAUCUCAAUGCUAAAAUCAGUCGUAAAGAGACAUUGGAUAUUUUGUACACCAGUUUUCAAUCUUUUUUCAAACCCAAGUCAAUUGAUGUUAGUAAAUAUCAGUGAAAAAAACUUUUACAAUUAUUCAAAAAUUGCAUCAAUUAUAAAAUUGUAACAUGAAGUUGUUUAAAUACCAUGAAUGAUUAAUCCGACAAUCGUAAAAAUUUGCGAAA